Brenthis ino (lesser marbled fritillary) is the source of this 1161-nucleotide messenger RNA. The record is from the annotation of a GenBank genome assembly. NCBI's taxonomy places the organism in Eukaryota, Metazoa, Arthropoda, Insecta, Lepidoptera, Nymphalidae.
AUGUUUAAAAUACUGUUAUUAUUAAUACCAUUCGCUGCCUGUCAAGAAGUGGAAUUCAGUACAAGACCAAACAAUGUCAGUAUACUUCUUUUAUAUUUCACGCAAAGAUCAACGGAGACGGCAACGGUCUUGUCACCGUUCGGAAUAUGGAGCUUGAUGGCGGGCAUCUCGUACGGCGCUAGGGGUGAUACGUACAGGGAGAUUUUAAGAGCCUUUCUACUGUUUACUGACAAAGAAAGGUUUAGUACCAAUUAUAAAACUUUAAUAGACACUGUGUUCAAAACACCCACAAGUGGAGUAGAUAUUUCUAAUAAUAAUUUUAUAUUUAUAGAUGGAAAUUUUAACUAUGCAAUGGAACGAGACUAUAAAAAUUUUUUAGCGCAAAAUUUGGGUUCGUUAGUUUUGCCUUUUGACUUUGAAAACUUAACUAAAACUACAGAUAUAGCUAAUAGACUAGUCAGUGUUAUGUCGCGACCAGUCACAAACGUUUACACUAUCGAAGAUUUUAGAGGAUCUUCGCUGGUGAUGAGCAAUAUCGUGUACUUUCAAGGUGUCUGGUCCUUACCUUUUAAUAUUUCAAAUACAAGGCUUGAAUCGGUGAACGGUGGAGAAGAGAAAAUCAACGUAAUGUACCAGCGAGGAAAAGUUCCCUACAGUCAUUUGGAUUCGAUGAAAGCUUCUGUAAUGGAGUUAGCUUAUGGCAAGGAUGGAAAAUACUGCAUGUUGAUCAUAACUCCUGAUCCAAACGUAUCUUUGAUUACAGUAUAUAAAAAAUUUGAAACAAUUACUUUCAGGGACAUAUUAAACAAACUUCAAAAUGAUGUAAAUGAAUUUGGAUUGAAGGAAAUUGAUAUAAAGUUGCCAAGAUUCAGGAAAUCAUCUUACCAUUAUUUAAAAAAGCCGUUAAAUGACAUGGGUAUUUAUGAAGCCUUUGAGCCGCAAUCAGCUCGUUUCCCAUUAAUAGCGAGGGAACCAAUUUAUAUAGACGCGAUAGAGCAAAAAACAGAGUUUUACAUAAGUGAAUUUGGUACGGUAGCGUACGCAAGCACUCCUGGACGAGGGAACAGUAGACAAGCUGCACAAGAUAUUGCACCAUCUAACAUGUUAUUAUUUGUAUUAGAAAAGACUACAACCACUAUUAUUUUUGGAGGAAUAUUUCCU